UGAGUUAUUAUAAACCUCAAAUCCUCGUGACCGACUUCAAACUCAAAACACAAGUAACCCUUAAUUUCUAUCGUUUUCAGCUGUAGCAGCCACUAACUUAAAUCAUCUCUUCUCUUCUUAGUCUUUUCAAUCAAAACCACAAGAACUUUGAAUCCAGUAAGCACGCUAGAAAGAAACUCAUGGGACCAAUGAUGAGAGCAGAAGAAGAAAGUCCACCACCAUGGCUAAUCCCAUUGCUAAGAGCAAACUACUUCGUCCCAUGUUCGAUCCACGCUGAUUCCAACAAAAGCGAAUGCAACAUGUUCUGUCUUGACUGCACUUCUAGUUCCUUUUGCUCUUACUGUUUGACCAAUCACAAAAACCAUCGUGUCCUUCAGAUACGAAGAUCAUCGUACCACAACGUUGUGAGGGUGAAUGAGAUUCAGAAGUACAUAGACAUCUCUUGUGUCCAGACAUAUAUAAUCAACAGCGCAAGGAUCGUGUUCUUGAACGAACGUCCUCAGCCAAGAAUCGGCAAAGGCGUUACCAAUACUUGCGAAAUAUGUUGCAGAAGCCUCCUUGAUUCUUUCCGUUUCUGCUCUCUUGGUUGCAAACUUGGAGGGAUGAAAAGAGGAAAUCAAAGUCUAACCUUCUCUUUGAAAGGGAAGCAUGGGAGGGAGUAUCAAGCUGGGGAGGACUCUGAUGAGGCGACCACACCAACUAAGAUACGCAAGACAUGUGCUUUCAACCGUCUGAUGAGUGGUCUCUCCAUCUCCACCGCUAAAUCAGAUUACUUUUCAGGAGAUCAAUGGUCUUCAAGCUCCGGUGAUGAAAGCGGUUUUAAUCUUUCUCCGGGGACACCACCUAUCUAUAAUCACCGGAACUCAAGCAGACGGAAGGGCGUACCACACCGUGCUCCGUUCUGAACUUAACCAAAACGUAACUAACCAUAUAGAAAAUGUUCCCAUACAUAUUACAAGAUGCGGUCAUAGUAUUGUAAAUGGUUGUUAGUAUUGUUUUUCUUUAUAGAAUUAGAUAAUAUAAGGAAAAUCAUAUACAGCGCUGUUCCCUUUGUUUAUAUAAUAUAGGGGAUAUGUUUGUAGUGCUCAAGGGAUUGAAAUAUGUAUUUAUAUAGUUUUAUCUGUAAAGACCUGUUUGUGAAGACAUAUGUGUGUUAUUGUCACAAUAAAAUAGCAAAUAUACCUUUUGUGCA
Molecule: messenger RNA, 1192 nt
Organism: Brassica rapa (field mustard)
Lineage: Eukaryota; Viridiplantae; Streptophyta; Magnoliopsida; Brassicales; Brassicaceae
Source: RefSeq, a predicted model, not a curated record